AUGCAGCAAAGCAAUGAAUGCAGAUUCAGUGAUCCAGCUGAAUGGGAAGUAAAUGCAGAUCUUAUAGGCUAUUAUGCAGAAAAUGUCCCGUCACAGAAUUUAAAAAGUGAUUUUCUUUUAAUGGGUAGACAAUUUGGAGACAAGAUAAGAUAUGCACAAAAAGAAUAUUUCCUUAGAAAAUUGUCAAAUGGAGAAGUUGUCAAGAGAGAUUGGCUCAUUUAUUCUCCUUCAACAGCUGAAUUUGAUCCAUUCCUAAUGGAACGCAUUCGAAAAUAUGGAAACCCGGGAAAGGGAAAGGUAUCAUAUAUGUCUUCAACUAUAUGUGAUGAGUUCAUUAAUAUAUUAGGCUCUAAAGUAUUGACACUGAAGUAUUGA
Molecule: messenger RNA, 375 nt
Organism: Helobdella robusta
Lineage: Eukaryota; Metazoa; Annelida; Clitellata; Rhynchobdellida; Glossiphoniidae
Exons: 2
Coding region: 1-375 (124 amino acids)
Source: RefSeq, a predicted model, not a curated record